Molecule: messenger RNA, 1780 nt
Organism: Polyodon spathula (Mississippi paddlefish)
Lineage: Eukaryota; Metazoa; Chordata; Actinopteri; Acipenseriformes; Polyodontidae
Gene: plrg1
Product: pleiotropic regulator 1
Exons: 15
Coding region: 115-1659 (514 amino acids)
Biological process (GO): mRNA splicing, via spliceosome
Cellular component (GO): catalytic step 2 spliceosome; precatalytic spliceosome; Prp19 complex
Molecular function (GO): protein binding
Source: RefSeq, a predicted model, not a curated record
AGGAACUGUGAAUCGCAUGUUUCAAUUGCGCAGCGGAGACGUGGAGUGAAUGUUUUGUCUUUAGAAUUCCAUCUACCGACAAAAACAAGCUUAUAAGUUCGAUUUUUAGCAACCAUGGUGGAGGACGUGCAGAAGCACUCUGUGCACACGCUGGUGUUCAGGUCACUCAAGAGAACUCAUGACAUGUUUGUGGCUGACCAUGCCAAGGCUGUUGCUAUAGAUGAAGAGAGCCACAAACUAAAGAUGGCAGCCAAGAUCCGUGCAGAUUAUAGCGCAGUGCUCCAUAUGCCUGUUCUUAAAGAGGGCAAAGAAAAGAUCCUUCGCCAGACAGAUGACCAGUAUGGACAGGGAUUUUCUGCAAACCCUAGUCAAGACUCUGACUAUGUCAUAACUGGGACCCACCCAUACCCAUCUGGACCAGGCGUUGCACUGACUGCUGAUACACAGAUGCAGAAAAUGCCCAGUGACACUGGUGUUCAGUCCAUGGCGCUGGCUCUUCCUCCUUCACAGUCCAGGCAAGAUGCCAGUCGUACAGCAGCGAGUAUGGCUGAUAUUCACAGACAUGCUGGCAGUGCAGAAAGGUCACAGCCACCUGGUCAUGCCUUGUCUUACCUGGAGGCAGGGGGCACAAAGAAUUCUUCAUUGAUGGCUAAGAAAGCACCAACAAUGCCCAAACCCCAGUGGCACCCACCAUGGAAACUGUACAGGGUUAUCAGUGGUCACUUAGGAUGGGUGAGGUCUAUAGCAGUAGAACCCGGGAAUCAAUGGUUUGUCACCGGGUCUGGUGACAGAACUAUUAAGAUCUGGGACCUGGCGAGUGGUAAACUGAAGUUGUCUCUAACUGGGCACAUUAGCACAGUCAGAGGAGUUGCUAUCAGUUCACGUAGCCCAUACCUUUUCUCCUGUGGAGAGGAUAAGCAAGUCAAAUGUUGGGAUCUGGAAUACAACAAGGUCAUCAGACAUUACCAUGGCCAUCUAAGUGCUGUGUAUGGUAUGGACCUGCAUCCUACAAUAGAUGUUCUGGUGACAUGUAGCAGAGAUUCAACUGCUAGGGUGUGGGACAUCCGAUCAAAAGCCAAUGUGCACACUUUGUCAGGGCACACCAACGCUGUAGCAACGGUGAAGUGCCAAUCUGCAGAACCACAAAUCAUUACAGGAAGCCAUGAUACUACCAUAAGGUUAUGGGAUCUGGUAGCUGGAAAGACUAGAGUAACAUUGACAAACCACAAGAAAUCUGUGAGAGCUGUGGUUUUACAUCCAAGGCAGUAUACUUUUGCUUCUGGCUCUCCGGAUAACAUCAAACAAUGGAAAUUCCCUGAUGGAAAUUUUAUCCAGAACCUCUCUGGUCACAAUGCUAUAAUCAACACGCUCGCUGUGAAUUCGGAUGGAGUACUGGUAUCAGGAGCUGAUAAUGGAACUAUCCACAUGUGGGAUUGGAGAACAGGCUAUAACUUCCAGAGAAUCCAUGCAGCGGUACAGCCUGGGUCCCUGGAUAGUGAAUCAGGAAUCUUUGCCUGCAUGUUUGAUCAUUCAGAGAGCAGGCUGAUCACAGCAGAGGCUGACAAAACCAUCAAAGUCUACAGAGAAGAUGACACAGCGACUGAAGAAUCUCACCCAGUCAACUGGAAGCCAGAGAUCAUUAAAAGGAAGAGAUUUUAAAGGAUUAUCAGCCUGUGUUAAUUUCAGCAGUUUUAAGUUGUUUUCAGGUGCACUCUGGAACAGCCAGUGCUUUUCUAGCUGUUUUAUGUUGUACUUUUCCAAAUAAACAUUUUCUAUGCUU